CCAGAAAACACAUUGGCCUCGCUCGCUCCCUUGUCCUCGCUCGAUUCCCCUUUCCUCCAGCCGCCGCUAGGGUUCCUGACCCGCCACCCCUCCUCCCUCGACGAAUGUGGCGGCGACCCUGCCGGAGAAGACGAGCGCCACCCGACGCGCCCAUCCGGCCGGCCGAACAGUGCUCAGCGCCACCUCCUCCGACCCCAUCCUGCCAGCCCCUGAGGUCCUCCGCCCCGCCGGCUCCGACCGCCCUCCCCGCCGUCCUCCGCCGGCCCCGACGAGCCCAUCCAGCCGGCUGUUGCUGUCCUCUGUCCGCUGCCUCGAUGGAGAAAGAAAAGAAAACCAAGCCCCCUAAAGCAAACUGGGACAGUGCAGCGCAUACCAUUUUUAUGGAUGCAUGUGUAGAGGAGGUGCGAGCUAAUAACCGUGGUGGCACCACUUUAACCGACAUUGGAAAAGCUAAUUUGGUUAGAAAGUUCAAUGAGCGCUCCGGGAGAAAUUAUUCUUCCGACCAACUGAAGAAUAGAUGGGAUAUAUGUAGAGCAGACUACAGUGUAUGGAAGACAUUGACUCGGAAAGCAACUGGCAUUGGUAGAGAUGAAUAUACGAAGACCAUUGCAGCUACAGAUGAGUGGUGGGCAUUGGAGAUAAAGGCAAAUCCGUUAGCUGCCAAGUUUCGGUAUGCUCCACUAGCAGAGGAGGACAAAAUGAGAUAGGUGUUUGAUGCUUGCUGUGUCACAAAUGAACAUGCUAGGGUGCCAAUUCCCACAUAUCAAAGUGGUUCAUCUCGCUUUAAUAUGGAUGGUGAUUCAGGUUGUGAAAGUCAUGAUGUCUAAGCUACACCUCGUACGAAGCGUGCCAAGAUUGGGAAGAAGAUGCCAUGUUCUUAUUCGCCAAGUCCUAGGAUGAAUGAGAAGUGGUCACAUGAAAGUGUUAAAACUGAUGCACGUGUACAUAUGGUUGACCUCUUUGGUGCAAGGGAAAAGAGAAAGGGAAACCUAGGAGAGGAUACAACAAGAAAGGAGAUUGGAGACAUGAUGAACAUGGUGAUUGCGGAUGGUGCUAAACCUGGGAGUGAUGUGCAUUUCUAUGCUUCCUAUCUUAUGUUGGAAAGGAAAUAUCGUGGUAUUUUCGUAACAUUCAAGGAUCAUGAACCUAGUGCAAGGCUUCGAUGGAUAGAGAGGACAUGGGAGCUCAACAAAAAAUAAGUAGAACCCAACUAUUUGCUUUGAACUUGUAAUGAUGUGAACCGAUAUGUAUCAUUUGCUUCCAACUAUUUGCUUCGAAACAUGUAAUGUUGUGAACCCAGCCCUUUGCUUCCAACUUGUAAUUUCCUGGACAUGUUUGCUCUCAUAUGCAAUGUUCACUUGUUCAGAACAUAAUUAUUUGCUUUGGAA
Molecule: messenger RNA, 1388 nt
Organism: Aegilops tauschii subsp. strangulata
Lineage: Eukaryota; Viridiplantae; Streptophyta; Magnoliopsida; Poales; Poaceae
Source: RefSeq, a predicted model, not a curated record